CUCGGAUAGUCAGAUAUCCUCGAGCAGCAAUUGGACCAGGGCCCUGAUCCUUUCGAAGCGCCUUUGUCGAGUAAUGUGGGAGUGAUAUAUGACUGCUCGCACAAUCUGGGGUACUAGAUUUGUCGGACGGAAAUCCUCAGUUUCAAACUCGCAGAUACCCCUGUCAUACCACUCGGAUCAUAUCCCUGAGGGAUCGCAUCACAUUUCAGCUAGGAUCGACCGUUGGGACGACUGCUUCUUAUGCACUGUAGAUAACUAACUCAUCGAGUUAUGCGCCGUCUGGUAACUCUCGCCGUGGGAAUGCAAGUGUUCCCUGGAAGCCGGAUGGCACUGUGAUAUAUACCUCCCCCCUACCGGCAAUGAGAGAUGGCAGUCGAGUUUGAUGGAAUUUUGAAUCCACACCACCAUGCGAACUGCACCAACAACAACCGAACAGAUAACACGCUUCUUUCCCAAGUCUCAUCAGAACGACAUAUCGAGCGACGAAUCACCUCACUUGCCUCGAGACGACA
Molecule: messenger RNA, 512 nt
Organism: Aspergillus homomorphus CBS 101889
Lineage: Eukaryota; Fungi; Ascomycota; Eurotiomycetes; Eurotiales; Aspergillaceae
Exons: 1
Coding region: 89-259 (56 amino acids)
Source: RefSeq, a predicted model, not a curated record